Thunnus maccoyii (southern bluefin tuna) is the source of this 6165-nucleotide messenger RNA. It is a transcript of the gene myo1b, whose product is annotated as myosin IB. The transcript is spliced from 32 exons. The record is from RefSeq and is a predicted model, not a curated record. NCBI's taxonomy places the organism in Eukaryota, Metazoa, Chordata, Actinopteri, Scombriformes, Scombridae. Gene Ontology annotation, cellular component: actin cytoskeleton; microvillus; vesicle. The coding region runs from base 472 to 3972 and encodes 1166 amino acids. Gene Ontology annotation, biological process: vesicle transport along actin filament; actin filament organization. Gene Ontology annotation, molecular function: actin filament binding; microfilament motor activity; ATP binding.
UUACAUUUCAACAUUAGAAGUGACUGGUGUUAGCUAAAGGUUUGAUGUGGUUAACGUCUUCCCUCUGUGGGAUUAAUAAGUGAUUCACGUGGACAAAAGCAUAUCUCCCAAUAUUUCCGACGACACCCGAACGCAACACAACCCCACCUCUCCCCCCACGCUGGAGGUGAUUAACAGACGCUGAACUAACACAGAGACGCCGCUCUGGACGCUCCCUUCGACCGGCGGACAGUCCUCUCUCCAUCCAGAACUCCAUUCAAAGUGCUGAGAUCCAGAUGAGAGCCCCAUUUCAGCCCCAUCCAGCACAGCAGACAGGCUCCGAGUUAAACUAAAGACAGCGGGGAAGGGCUUCAGAGCCACUCCAGACUUGGAGAGUCACCUCUGGGAUCCUACUUUUGUCUGUAGAGUGGAUUUAGGACGAGAGGGAGCAACUCUUGCGGAGAUAAAGAGGGGGGGACACCGGCAGCCAAAAUGGAGGUGAAGACGUCACUUCUAGACAAUAUGAUUGGGGUUGGGGACAUGGUCCUCCUAGAGCCCCUGUCUGAAGACUCAUUCCUGGAGAACCUGAGGAACCGCUUUGACCACAAUGAGAUCUACACAUACAUUGGCAGUGUGGUGAUCUCCAUGAACCCCUACAGGUCCCUGCCCAUCUACACGCCAGAGAAAGUGGAGGAUUAUCGCAACAGGAACUUCUAUGAACUUAGUCCACACAUCUAUGCUUUGGCAGAUGAGGCCUACCGUUCACUGAGGGACCAGGACAAGGACCAAUGCAUCCUUAUCACAGGGGAGAGUGGGGCUGGGAAAACUGAGGCCAGUAAGCUGGUGAUGUCAUAUGUGGCAGCGGUGUGUGGGAAGGGCCAGGAGGUGAAUAAGGUCAAGGAACAGCUGCUGCAGUCCAAUCCCGUGCUGGAGGCCUUUGGAAAUGCCAAAACAGUAAGGAACGACAACUCCUCCAGAUUUGGGAAGUACAUGGACAUUGAGUUCGACUUCAAAGGGGAUCCUCUCGGUGGAGUCAUCAGCAACUAUCUGCUCGAGAAGUCACGUGUGGUGAAACAGCCAAGAGGAGAGAGGAACUUCCACGUCUUUUAUCAGCUCCUGUCUGGAGCUUCUGACGACACACUCAGGAAGCUGAAGCUGGACCGGGAUUUCAGCAAGUACAACUACCUGAGCCUGGACUCAGCUGUAGUCAACGGGCUGGAUGAUGCAGCCAACUUCAGGACAGUCAGAAAUGCCAUGCAGAUCGUGGGCUUCAUGGAGGACGAGGUGCAGUCGGUGCUGGAGCUGGUGGCCGCUGUGCUGAAGCUCGGCAACAUCGAGUUCAAGCCGGAGUCGCGCUGCAACGGCACCGACGAGAGCCGCGUCAAAGACAAAAACGAUCUGAAGGAGAUGUGUGAGCUGCUGGGCAUCGAACAGUCAGUGCUGGAAAGGGCGUUCAGCUACCGCACAGUAGAGGCCAAGUUGGAGAAAGUGUCCACUACCCUGAACGUGGCCCAGGCCUACUACGCCCGAGAUGCCCUUGCCAAAAAUCUCUACAGUCGUCUCUUUAGCUGGCUAGUUACAAGGAUCAAUGAAAGCAUAAAAGCACAAGCUAAAACUCGCCACAAGGUCAUGGGUGUGCUGGACAUCUAUGGCUUUGAGAUAUUUGAGGACAACAGCUUCGAGCAGUUCAUCAUCAACUACUGCAACGAGAAGCUGCAGCAGAUCUUCAUCGAGCUGACCCUGCGCGAGGAGCAGGAGGAAUAUGUCCGAGAGGGCAUCGAAUGGACCAACAUUGAAUAUUUCAACAAUGCUGUUAUCUGUGACCUCAUUGAGAAUAACCAAAACGGCAUCUUGGCCAUGUUAGACGAGGAGUGCCUGAGGCCUGGGACAGUCACUGAUGAGACCUUCCUGGACAAACUGAACACCAUCUGUGCUGAGCACCAGCACUUCGAGAGCCGCCUCAGCAAGAAUUCAAAGUUCCUCACCGACCACAGCCUGCCACACAAUUGCUUCCGCAUCCAGCACUACGCUGGCAAGGUGCUGUACCGUGCCGAGGGCUUUGUAGAUAAGAACAACGACCUGUUAUACCGGGACCUGUCACAAGCCAUGUACAAGGCCAACCACAGCCUCAUCAAACAGCUGUUCCCUGAAGGCAACCCAGGCAAAGUGAACCUGAAGAGACCACCAACUGCUGGAUUCCAGUUCAAAGCAUCCGUGGGGACGCUGAUGAGGAACCUGCAGACCAAGAACCCGAACUACAUCCGGUGCAUCAAGCCCAACGACAAGAAGGCAUCCCACAUCUUCACCGAGUCUCUGGUCCGCCAUCAGGUGCGCUACCUGGGCCUGAUGGAGAACGUCCGUGUGAGGAGAGCAGGGUACGCCUUCCGCCAGGCCUACGAGCCCUGCCUGGAGCGCUACAAAAUGCUCUGCAAAAAGACCUGGCCCCAUUGGAGAGGGCCUGCCAGAGAAGGAGUAGAGGUGCUGAUGUCUGACCUUCAGGUCCCCACUGAAGAGUUCUCCUACGGCCGCUCCAAGAUCUUCAUCAGGAACCCAAGAACGCUCUUCUUCUUGGAGGAGAGGAGGAGGCAGUGCCUACAAGACUUGGCCACGCUCAUUCAGAAGAUCUACCGCGGCUGGAAGUGCCGCAGCCACUUCUUGCUGCUGAAAAAGAGUCAGAUCGUGGUGGCAGCGUGGUACCGUCGAUACGCACAACAAAAGAAAUACCAGAAGAUCAAGAGCGCCACCACUGUGGUGCAGUCCUACACCAGAGGAUGGCAGGCCCGCAAACUCCUGAGAGAGCUGAAAUAUCAGAAGAGAUGUGAAGAGGCAGCAACCACCAUCGCAGCCUACUGGCACGGCACCCAGGCUCGGAUGGAACUGAGACGUCUAAAACAAGAAGCGCGGAAUAAACAUGCCGUGACAGUAAUUUGGGCAUACUGGCAGGGAACCAAGGCUCGGAGGGAGCUGCGUCAGCUGAAGGAGGAGGCGAGGAAUAAACAUGCCGUAUCGGUCAUUUGGGCCGGCUGGCAGGGCACCAAGGCUCGCAGGGAGCUGAGGAGACUGAAGGAAGAAGCCAGGCGUAAGCAUGCUGUCGCUGUGAUUUGGGCCUACUGGCAGGGACUCAAGGUCCGCAGAGAAUACAGAAAAUUCUUCAGGGCAAAUGCAGGCAAGAAGAUCUAUGAGUUCACCAUCCAGAGAAUUAUGCAAAAGUACUUCCUGGGACUGAAGAGGGACUUGCCUUCCAUGUCACCCAUAGACAAGAGCUGGCCCUCCAGGCCUUACCUCUUCCUGGACGGAGUCCACACAGAGCUCCGGAGAAUCUUCCACCUCUGGAGGUGUAAGAAAUACAGGAGCACAUUCACAGAGGAGAAGAAGGCAGUGUAUGAGGAGAAGCUGGAGGCAAGUGAGAUCUUCAAGGAUAAAAAGGCUCUCUACCCGAGCAGCGUGAGCCAGCCCUUCAAAGGAGACUACCUGGAGAUCCGCAAGAACCCCAAGUACCAGAAACUGAACAGUGCUGUGGAGGAGAAGGUUCUGCUGGCUGAUGUGGUCAACAAGAUCAACAGGGCCAAUGGCAAGGGUACAGCUCGGAUCUUCCUGCUGACUAAGAACAGCGUUGUCCUGGCUGACCAGAAGACAGGCCAGGUGAAGGCCAGCGUCCCUCUGCCGGACCUCACCAGUGUGUCAGUCAGCACACAGAGUGAUGGUUUCUUCGCUCUCAAACUUAAGGAGGGGUCAGCCUCAGCCGUCAAAGGAGACUUCUUACUCAGCAGCGAGCAUCUGAUUGAGAUCAUCACCAAACUCCACCACAUCGGCUCCACCGCUGCGGACAGGGAGCAGCUCAACGUUGACAUCUCAGACGAGUUUCUGGUGCAGUUCAAGCAGGACAAAGUAUGCGUCAAAUUCAUCCAAGGAGUCGCCAAGAACGGCAACAGUGUGUCCUGCAAGCGUAAGAACAACCGCCUGCUGGAGGUGUCAGUACCCGCAACAGCAUAGAGCAUCCCCCUCAACACCUCUCCAGUGCUGUUCUUGAGUGCUCAGAUUGGGCACGAUUAAAACACCAAACCACCAUCCACUCCGAAAACUCUGGUCUCAAGAACCAUCACCCCAGUGCCCACAAUGGGCCCAAAAAUGACAGUGCAGUUAUUUGAGCUUGUUGCGAUUUUUUUUUUUUUUUUUUUUUAAUUUUGUUUUUCGUUUUUUCCUUCAGUCUCUUCUUAUCAGAGUUACCAUGGCACCACUAUAGCUGUAACCAUGUGCCACCUUUUUUGGCAAAGAAAGCCCUUGUCGGGGUUGCAUGCCACAGAAAUUUGGUGAAAUGUUUCAAUGGUGUUUUGUAAAACUGGGGUAAAGAGUUGAAGACGGAUGAAAAAAAAAAAAAUCUUGUGGGCACAAGAGAUUUUUGUAUACCAAUGGUGAUGUUGAUAAUGAUUGUUCUGCCUGUAUGUCGAAUCAGUCUUUUGAGAUAAUGUUGUUAUUAUAAGAACCUUGUGACAAGCUCCAGCCUCAACUGGCCUCGACUGAUCCAUUUUUAAGUAUCUCUGUCUUAAAAUGUGAGACGGAUGGGGAACUUUUGGGCUCGGCCUGUCAGAAUUAGUGUCUCUGAAGAGAAUACUGCACUUGUCUUCACCUCGGUGUAACCAAAAGAUGAUGACCUGAAAAUGAAUUUGAUUGUAUGUUGUAUUAUUUUCUAUAUAUUUUUUCUGACAAAAAAAAAAAAGCACAGCGGGCAGUUGAGGAGUCAAAUGUAAUUUGCUAUAUUAUUGUAAAACCACUUUUUGUAUCCGCAAUUCCUAUGUGCCAUUGAACAGGUCCCAUGACUUGUCACGUGUCAGUGUACAAAUACAGACAUAGAAAAACCAUAUAGGUGAUGGACCCUGUUCAGUUCCUGUUAUUGACAAUAUGAUUGCCAGCAAAACUCUUUGAAAGGGGGGGUAUAUCAUCCUGUAGUGGCUGAUUCUUGUCAUCUUUGACAGCACUGCACAUGUGAUCAACUUCCAUUAUUCCCUACUAGCACAGUACAGUUUGUGACCAUUUCCAAGCUUUAUUUAAUCUCUAAAGAGUUAUUGUAAACUGAAUCCAAUGUUUUGCAAAGGCAGUAACACGUAGAAUGUCAUGUAUGAAUCAAAGAAGCAUUAUGUGGGACUUGAUUAAGGAUACUGACAAAGGCAGUGCAGACAUUCCAGUGGAAGUAUACCCGACCACAAGACGCAAAGGUACCCAGACCCUUUGUAAUGUCCUCACCCGAUUUUAAAGCUUUCAGUUUCUCUGGUGCAAAGUGAAACCCUUGACAUUGAUAUUUCUUUUGCGUGCAAUAAAUAAUGUUUUUUUUUCUCUUGAUUAUUCUUUUCCUGGCUAAACAGUAGUGACCACCAAUAGAAGUCGCCAUCACAAGCUGUACAUAGGCUUUAGGCUGUAGCCCUGGCAUGGACAAAGGGUUUCUUUAGUAUCCUAACUUUAAAUGCUGUGUUUAUGAAAUAGCUGUUUUUGCCACUGCAGCUUGAGCUAUUGUAGUGCUUGACCCACUCUGACCUAAUGUUUAUUUUUCAAGGGGGAAAGACCAAAUAUUAAGCACACGUGACCAUAGAUAUUUUUGAUGUAUCAGAAGAAAUUGAGCAAUUACAGCUUUUCCACCUUUCGAGUACUCGGUAUAUAUUUACACACAAGCCAAAUUUGAUUAUCAAAGAAGCAACAGUGCGCUAUAUUUUCAGGUAUGUUGACUAUAAUCUUUAUUUGGUUGUACUGGUAGUUUGUACUGAUUUCUAAGUCAACCAGUGGUUUCUCUGAGGGAAUAACACUUGGUCUAGUCGUGUUUUGCAAUCCGAUGUACCUUGGUUUGUGGCUGUUUUUUGUAUUUUUUCAUGUCACAUACGACAUAGGGAUUUGAGAAAUCGGUUGUUCCUGUCCCUUGCACAGGAACAACUGAGCUUAACGCCAGUCUUGAUGUAUUUGUUCCUUGGCUCUGCACAGUUUAAAUGCAAUUUUGCUAAGGGUGACAUCUCCCUCCCCUCUCCUCUCUUCUGUGUUUUGUAUUUGAACAAUGGCUAGAACUGCAAAAAUGAUGUCUGCAUUCUUGUGUGCCUAAUGUAAACCUGUGCUGAGACAGAACAUGGAAAUGUUUCAAUAGAACUCAAUGUAACAUUUACAAGUAAUCUUUUUUAAAUUAAAUAAAGAUCAGUAAUAAAUAAA